GGUGGUGAUGUGGUGUUUCGACAUGACGUCUACAAGAUUUAUUGGGAUCGGCUACUUUUGUCAAGAGAUGUUAUCUUUAUGGGGAUCACCAUCUUAUGGGAUUUCUUUGGUGCAAUUCACUAUGACCUACUCUAGGCAUGCACAAUUUUAUGCUGCAACUAUGCUCUCUAUCAACAGGAUGACAGCCGUCCUGAUUCCGAUAGCGUACAACAAGGUAACUUCAAUAGAUGACGUGGUAUCUUCCACGCAAGCAUAGUA
This is a messenger RNA of Strongylus vulgaris, 258 nucleotides long. The record is from the annotation of a GenBank genome assembly. Lineage: Eukaryota; Metazoa; Nematoda; Chromadorea; Rhabditida; Strongylidae.